AUGCGAACGGCAGCGACUGCCUGGAGUUCAGAAAAGGAUGGAGAAUCUGCUGAAAGUGAUAAAAACAGCAAAGGUUCUGAUAGCACAGUGGCUCCUGAUGGAGGGUGGGGCUGGCUGAUUGUCCUCAACUUUUUUCUGGUAAAUGUAUUAGUAAUGGGAACAGUGAAAAGCUUUGCCGUUUUCUUUGUGGCUGUUCAAGAAGAUAUUGGUGGCUCCUCUGAACAUAUUAGCUGGAUUGGUUCCAUUAUGUCCUCGCUUCGAUUCCUAGCAGCACCUCUGGUAACUACAGUGUGUGAAAUUCUAGAGGAACGGAAAACAUCACUGUUAGGGGCUUUCCUGGUUGGUGCUGGCUGUCUUCUUAGCACACUGGCCACAAGCAUCCCUUUCCUUUGGGUCUCUAUGGGACUCCUGACAGGGCUGGGUUUUUCUCUGUUAUAUCAGAUAGCCGCUGUCAUGAUUGUUAAGUACUUCAGGAGAUACCUGGCUGUAGCCAAUGCAAUUGGCCGCUCGGGAAUGGGGAUGAGUGUUGUGCUAACACCAUUUGUUCAAUUCCUGAUAGAAACGUACAGUUGGCAAGGUUUCCUAUUGAUAUAUGGUGGCAUGAUGUUGAACCUUGUACCUUCUAGCCUGCUGCUACGGCCAAUUCAUAAGAAGAAAACUAGAGACCCAGGUCCUAGAAGUGAAGGCCACCAAGUAGCUGCAGGAAGUAUGUUUCCAGAGACUUUCAAAGAUAGCCUAGAUAAAAUCUGCACCAGAGAACUGAACAUACUGGAUCCUCCCGAUCAAGAAUGUGCUAAAUUAGACAACCUACAAAAGUCUGAUAAAGUACACUUAGCCUCAAUUAACUACAAGUUUUCAGAAAUGCCACAGAAAAAUGGUUGUCUGGAUGCCUACAAGAAUGAUAACCAAAUGGGUGAUCAAAACUGCAUCCCAUCAAAUGAAGAUGGAAAAUCCAGGGUGCAGUCCUUUAUCCGGAAGCAAUGCCAUCUUGUUGUUUCUCACCUGAAAAAUCCCUUCUUCUUUAUUUUCACAUGGUCUUUUCUCUUCAGUCAGCUUGCCUAUUUUAUCCCAACUCUCCAUCUUGCAGCCAGAGCCAAAACCUUGGGUAUUGACCCAAUGGAUACUGCUUACAUCAUAUUAGUAGCUGGGAUAGUAGAGACAGUCAGCCUACUGCUCUCUGGCUGGAUUGCUCAUCAAAACUGGAUCAACAAGUAUCAUUACCAUAAAACAUACCUCAUCCUUUGCGGGUUCACUAAUCUGCUGUGUCCUCUGGCUACAACCUUCCCAUUACUUAUGAGUUACUCUGUAACCUUGGCCAUUUUCACUGGUGGAUAUCUUGCACUGCUGUUUCCUGUGCUGGUAGAUCUUGUAGGUGCAGCCAGAUUUCACAGUGCCUUGGGACUUGCCUCAUUCAUUGCUGGGCUUGGAGUCAUUGCUGGACCUCCUAUAGCAGGUUGGCUGUAUGAUUACACACGGACAUAUGCAUAUUCCUUCAUUUUGGCGGGUAUAUGUUUCCUUAUUUCAUCUAUUUCAUUAUUCUUGGAGCCUUUAGCUCAAAAAUGGAGACAAGAAAAUUGAACCCACUAUUUAAGCAGGCAAGAUUUUGCAAUUCUCCAAAGCCUGAUCUUGUAGAAGUUAUAAAUUGUCAAUAAUAAACGAACUACAGGAUAGUCAUACAAGGUGUCUUUUUUAAAGUAUUGACUAUUAAUAUUCUGCAUGCCUGUAAAACUAUGUUGUGACUAUAUAUUUCUGAUUCACUGGAUGUGGUCAAGCAGAAGCUAGCCAGCCCUUUGUUAUGGAUGCUUUAGUUUGAUUCCUGCAAAGACCAAGGAGUCUGU
Messenger RNA from Candoia aspera, 1838 nucleotides. It is a transcript of the gene SLC16A4, whose product is annotated as solute carrier family 16 member 4. Gene Ontology annotation, biological process: monocarboxylic acid transport; transmembrane transport. The transcript is spliced from 8 exons. Lineage: Eukaryota; Metazoa; Chordata; Lepidosauria; Squamata; Candoiidae. Gene Ontology annotation, cellular component: plasma membrane. Bases 1 to 1578 code for a protein of 525 amino acids. Gene Ontology annotation, molecular function: monocarboxylic acid transmembrane transporter activity. The record is from RefSeq and is a predicted model, not a curated record.